Molecule: messenger RNA, 420 nt
Organism: Ostertagia ostertagi
Lineage: Eukaryota; Metazoa; Nematoda; Chromadorea; Rhabditida; Trichostrongylidae
Source: the annotation of a GenBank genome assembly
AUGAGCAAAAUCAGUCGAAUAGAGCAGAAGUACCGCUUCGGUUGGCAAGUGCUCGUUCGUCUCAUCUCACUCGUGCCUUUGCUGUUCGCUCGACCACGGUUCACCGUCGCGUUCACCGUCCUCACACUUGCGUGUGCAAUCGGAAAUGAAGUGGUGGCUCAGAAAUCUGGUACCGUAACCGGGCGAUUUUACAAGGAUUUGCUCCGUCGAGAUGAGAAGGCGUUCUGGGAUACAUUCGCCUUGGCCACAGCAAUUUUCGCUGGACAGUGCCUGUUACUCGGUUGUAUCGCAUUCUUCUCGUGGUGCCUGUAUCUCUGCUUUCGCAAGAACCUUGUCACAUCUCUUCAUGAUCUCUAUUUCAAUCACAAUGUUUACUAUACGAUAAAUAGCAUCGAAGACCAAGGAAUCGAUAACCCGUGA